Molecule: messenger RNA, 531 nt
Organism: Ipomoea nil (Japanese morning glory)
Lineage: Eukaryota; Viridiplantae; Streptophyta; Magnoliopsida; Solanales; Convolvulaceae
Product: nucleolin-like
Exons: 3
Coding region: 1-531 (176 amino acids)
Source: RefSeq, a predicted model, not a curated record
AUGAAUGAAGUGGAAUUACCUCACAUCGGAAAUCAAUGGUCCGGCCAAGGUGUCCAAAUUGAAGAUUCAGAAGAAGAAGAUACUGAAGAAAUUGAAGAAGAUGACAGUGAUGAUUCUGAUGAAGAUGAUAGUGGAGAUAUUGGUGAUGAAGAUGAUAAUGAGGAAUCAGAGAAUGAUGAGGGUCUUCAUGAUUCCGAUGAAGAUGAUAGUGGAGAUAUUGGUGAUGAAGAUGAUAAUGAGGAAUCAGAGAAUGAUGAGGAUAACAUAUCGUUGCCUACAUAUGGCAGUGAUCAAAGUAUUCAAGAUGACGUGCAAGAGUUAGUGCACGAACCAUUACAAAUGAAUGAAGUGGAAUUACCUCACAUCGGAAAUCAAUGGUCCGGCCAAGGUGUCCAAAUUGAAGAUUCAGAAGAAGAAGAUACUGAAGAAAUUGAAGAAGAUGACAGUGAUGAUUCUGAUGAAGAUGAUAGUGGAGAUAUUGGUGAUGAAGAUGAUAAUGAGGAAUCAGAGAAUGAUGAGGGUGAUUUUUAA